This is a messenger RNA of Austrofundulus limnaeus, 6041 nucleotides long. RefSeq names its product trinucleotide repeat containing adaptor 6A. Gene Ontology annotation, biological process: miRNA-mediated post-transcriptional gene silencing; positive regulation of nuclear-transcribed mRNA poly(A) tail shortening. The record is from RefSeq and is a predicted model, not a curated record. Gene Ontology annotation, molecular function: nucleic acid binding. NCBI's taxonomy places the organism in Eukaryota, Metazoa, Chordata, Actinopteri, Cyprinodontiformes, Rivulidae. Gene Ontology annotation, cellular component: nucleoplasm; P-body.
GAACGCACCCAAGGAGGGAAGAACAGUGGAUGGAAGAGACAGAGAGACGUCUUAGUAGGAAGGAGUUUAAGAAGGCAUCGGACUGAACAAAAGUGCCAGAGCAUACUACAUCAAGACAGUCCUGAAUCUGUACCACAUCCCCCUUUCCCCCACCCAAGUUAAAUGUACACACACACACACACAUACAAAUCUACACACUCAUACAGUCCUCAGCAAUGCCAAGAGAGGCUGAUCAGCCUGCUGCCUGCUCUGACAAGACCUGUCUCCUCACCUCACACCCUUGAGGUUGUGCUCACCAAGCGCCGACCUUUGACCUCCCCUGUGUAAAGCUGGGAACCAAAGGUCACCUGUUCUGCACUGAAGCCAGGGACGCCCUCCUGACCAGCCAGGAGCUGCUGCCACCAGUGUCAUUCAAAGGCAUGGCUCCCAUUCGGGAUUCCGUCAGCCAUUCCCCUAAUCAAACAGGUUUGGAGCAUCCAGGAUUGGAUUCACAGUAUGAGCCUUCCCCCUGGUCCUCUGGCUCCCCCUGCAGCAGUGACAGCAACAGCAACUGGGGCAAAGUCCUAGUCGACGGAAGUACCGACAAAUCCAAUAACGCUUGUUCAACCAGCUCCUCUGUCUGGCCUCCCUCCUCCUCAUCAUUUUCUUGUUCCUCCUCGUCCUCUUCUGGCUGUGGUUCAGGAUCAGAUCCUGAACUGGCAUCAGAAUGCAUGGAUGCAGAUUCUAACUCCUCAGUCAGCUCAGAGAAGAACCUCGGCACUGUUGCUGCAACUACAGUAAUGAUGAUGUCAGCAAAUGCUUCUUCCUCAGUGUCCUCUGCAGCUUCUUCGCACUCCUCCACUUUGGGGACUUCCACCAUGAUGGUCGGUGUAACUGUGAAUGGAGAUGGCAACAAUCAGGUUGGAGGUGUGGGAACCAUCAGCAGUGCAAAUAAUGGAAAUAUUACUGGAUCCUCACACUACUCCAUGGCUGGGCCCAACAGUAUUGGCAGCAAUAACAUGAGUAACCACAACAAGUUAGUCAGCAGCAGUUCUGUAUGGGGCACCCAGUCAGGCAGCAACAUGAAUACCACUGGUGGGAGUAACCCCUAUAUCAAUGGGUCAAACCCAAACCUUUUAAACCCAAAUGCCAACCACGGUGCCUGGCCACAGAACCCAACCCCAAGCCCAGUGUGCCAGGGCCAACGGCCUCCACAAGCUCCGGUGAUUAGUUCCAAACUGAGUACGGUUCCUCAGCAGGGGUCUAUGCUGGGCUGGGGUAGCAUGGCAGCUCCAGACAUCAGUAUGAUGGAAGACACUGAGGUGAAUGAUGGUACAUCAAGCAGCAAGGUGAUAGGAGGCAGCAACAAUGGCAAUAGUGGUCUGCAACCUACCAACCUUAACACUGAAUCCAAUGGACCAAAUAACACUAUCAUGAUGAAUACUACUACUACUUGCACCACAAUGACCUCUAGUGCACCAGACUCUACCACCUCAGCCCACCUCAGCGGGGAUUGUUCCUGGGGUUCUGUUGGAGGAGGAAAUGGUGGACCACUGGCUAAUGGAAACCCCUCGUUAGCUCCCCAGCACCCUCAAGGAGAGUCAGGGGGUACUGGGUCCUUUGGUACACCUUGGGGCACAGCUACCUACCCUGUAGACAAGGCCCCCUUAAAUGCAGACACUGUGAACCCCCAAAUCUCCUCUACUGCUGCUUUCAAAAGUAAUAAUAACCACAACAACACUGGGGCCCCACAAUGGGACCAAGGGCCCACUAAUACCACAAACCAGCCUCAGAGUAACUUGUCCUGGAAUGUUGGCCUUAAUCAAAUUUCAGGCUCUACAGCCCCAACAUCAGGAAAUGGAAACCAAACUACUAUGGGUCCUCCAGCAGGGAUACCUCGCCCUUGGGGAAGCAGUGCAUCCUCUUCUUCCUCCUCCUCAUCGUCAUCUUUUACAUCUAACAGCAAAAUGUCCAACGGUGAAUGGGGCUCAGCAACUCCUUUCAACAACAAUUCAGAUGCUGGAAGUCAAAAAGGAAGUUCUGCCAACAAUGGGUGGAAGAGCCUAGAGGAUGAUGCCAUGGGCAUGGGAGGGGGUAAUGGUGGAAGUGUUUCUGGAGGCUGGGGUCGCUCUGGAGGAAGUGAAGGAAGCGCUGAGAGUUCUGGAGGUAAAUCCAGCUCAGACAGAGACAUCAACCAGUCUAAAGGAGGAAACCGUAGGAAGAUUAUCCCUAGCCCAGCAGUACUACCAACACUGGCCCGGGCUGAUGUAGAUCCAAGGGUUUUGUCCAACUCGGGAUGGGGACAGACGCCCAUACGGCAGAACACCAUCUGGGAUGUGAAUUCUCCUGCAAUCAAGGAUCCCAGAAGCGAGGAAAGAAAACCGAGAAGUGUAGGCUCCGGAUGGGGCUCAGCAGCAACGGCAGCUCCCUCCCAGACUUCUGGAGGUUGGGGGGUUGGGCCAAGCAGCUCAGGCUCAGAGAGUGGUUCUGGCUGGGGAGAACAGAGACAAACAUCUAGGUGGGAAAKUAAAGGACCCUCUAACGAAGGAAGUGGAAAUAGUGGCUGGGAUGAUGAAACCAGUUACAAGAGUAGUAACACCUGGAACAACAACAUUAAAGAAGACAGGUCCUCUACAUGGACUAAUGCACCUAAAAUGCAGCAGGGCUGGGGUUCCAAUAGUGGGAAUGGAAAUGAAACUUGGGGUGGUGAUGGUUCAAGACCAGGGGCCAGCAACCACUGGGGGGAACCUCAAAAAGGUGCGGGCUCAGCGGGCUGGGAUAGCGACAGCGACCGGUCUGGCUCUGGAUGCUGGAGCGAGCAAGGUCGAACCAACACUAGCAGCARUAACACCUGGGUAAGCAGCGGGGGAUCAAAUACUCCAGACCAGAGCACUCCAAACCCUGGCUCCAACUGGGGAGACACUGUCAACAAACCCAGUCCUCAGAGUAACAAUCAAGGCUGGGGUGAGCCCAUGAAGAACAACCACGGUUCUCAGAAUUGGGCCGAGUCCAACUCUAAACCCUCUAAUGAGUGGGGGAAAGGUCCUGAAUCAAACAUGUCGAGAGGCAAUCCAAGCUCCAACAAGCCUACAGGCUGGCUGGGGGGGCCCAUGCCCAUGGGUCAGAAAGAGGAAGUUGCAACUGGAUGGGAGGAACCUUCUCCAGAGUCCAUUCGUCGGAGAAUGGAAAUCGAUGAUGGAACUGCAGCUUGGGGGGAUCCUGGUAAAUACAAUGGUGGAUCUGUCAACAUGUGGAACAAGACUACUCAGUCGGAUCAGGAGGCCACGGGUCCAUCCUCUCAGAGCCAAUCCCACCCAGCACACAACUCCACUCAGCCUAUGCAGCAUAUUAACCAGGAUAAAAGCAGCAGUUCAGGAUGGGGUGAGCCUUACCCCCAGCAAAAAGAGUCUUCAUCAUGGGGGGAGCCUACAGCUGGCCCACCUGUGACAGUGGACAAUGGGACAUCUGCCUGGGGGAAGCCCAUGGACAGCACUGCUGGCUGGGAUGAGCCCAGCAGGGACAGCAGAGAUUCUGGCUGGGGCACCCAAAACAAACCUGCUCCUAAGCCCAUGGAGACGUGGUGUGGCGACGAUGCGUCCAUGAGCAACAGCUGGGAUCAGGAAGAAGAGGUGGAGAUCGGGAUGUGGAGCAACAGUCAGCAGGACAACAGGUCUCACGACCAAAACACCUGGAACUACAAGAAUAAAGGCUCCAACAAGAUGAACAAACCAGUCAACAAACAGGAAGAACCCUGGAUGAAACCUUUCAUGAACCAGUUCAACAACAUGAACUUCUCUAGAGAUUCUCCUGAUGAUCCCAUGAAGGCAGCAGGAAUGGUGACAGACAGACGGAUGGACAUGAGCAAUAUGGGAGACUUCAAUGGUGUGGUGGGGAAGAACCUGGGGUCCCGACACCAGUUCCACAAGGAUUCUGCCAUGGAUCGCAGUUCUUACUUUGACAAGCUUUCUGCCUAUGAUCGCCCAGCUUCUGAUGAGCUCUCCUCCAGUCAAAGCAUGAGCCUUUCCCUUAGCAAUUCUGCUCAGCCAGUCUCCUGUGUCAGUUCUGGGCCAACCUUGUCCCACUCUAGUUCUGGGGCUGCUCCACAGAAUGUAAACCCUAUGUUGGGCGGCAGUAGCGUAGCACAGGGCCGUGGCGGCCCCCAAUCCCAACCCCCACCUCAACCCAAUCUUCGUAACCAAGUGCCUCCACCCAUCCUGCCCUCUCAGGUGCCCCCGUCCUUGUUGAAGUACCCAGGAGCUAACAGUAGUCUGACAUCGCUGUUUGGUCCUCAGCAGGUGGCUAUGCUCAACCAACUGUCCCAGCUCAACCAGCUAUCGCAGCUCAACCAGAUCAGCCAGUUGCAGCGUCUUCUCCUUCAGCAUCAGCAGCAACAGAAGGUUCAAAACCAGAGAGCCAUGCCUGUGGGUCGUCAGAACGAUCAGACGCGUCCCAUUGGUUCAUCCCCAUCGAUGAUGCAGCCGCCGCGACACCUGGACCCCUCCCUGAUGAAGCAGGCCCUGCCACACAAAACAUACCCUGAUAGCUACUUGUCCCAGAAUCCCCCUGAGAUGCAGAAGGAUUCUGCCACCAUCGGAUCCUUCAACUUCCCUUUAAGCUUGAACUCUAACCUGAAUGUAUCCCUGGACAUGGGUGUUGGUGGUGGAAGCAGUAGUAGUGGUGGAGCUGUGAACUACAAAGAGCCACCCCAGUCCAGACUGAAGAAACUUUGGGCUGCUGACCCUCUGGAGCAGAACAGCAAACCUGGUGCUAUGUCGUCUGGCCUGCGUCUGGAGGACUCUCCCUUCUAUGAUUUCCUGUCUCCUGGUCCGUCUCCCCUGAGUCCUCCCGGCCAAUCAAUGGGCUCUGUGGGCGAUGGUUGGCCGCCCCGUGCCAACUCCCCCCCACCCCACGGAAACACUGUCACUUGGCCCCCAGAGUUCCGGCCCGGGGAGCCUUGGAAAGGUUACCCCAACAUUGACCCUGAGACUGACCCUUAUGUGACCCCCGGAAGUGUCAUCAACAACCUCUCCAUCAACACCGUCCGCGACACAGACCACCUCAGGGACAGGAACAACGGGCCAUCCUCAUCACUGAACACCACGAUGCCUUCUAACAGUGCCUGGUCAUCCAUUCGUGCCUCCAGCCACAGCGGUUCCCUCACCAGUACAGCACAAAGCACUUCAGUUCGACCCAGUGAGUCAAAGUGGUCUCCUGGCGGCGGUUCUGUGUCCAACUCCUCUCUAGCCCAUGAGCUUUGGAAAGUUCCCCUGUCUCCCAAGCCGCUGCCAGUACCAGCCCCCUCCAGACCUCCACCGGGCCUCACCAGCCAGAAGCCCAACCCUGCCCACUCUGGCUGGGAUGGCUCUGCCCUGAGGCUGGGGGGCUGGGCCUCCUCUGAGUCUAGAUACACACCUGGUUCCAGUUGGGGUGAAAGCAGCAGCUCAGGGAGAACUCAAUGGCUUGUUCUGAAAAAUCUCACCCCCCAGAUUGACGGCUCAACACUGAGGACCCUGUGCAUGCAACACGGCCCUCUGAUCACAUUCCACCUCAACCUGCCGCAUGGUAACGCCGUGGUUUGCUACAGCUCCAAGGACGAGGCUGCCAAGGCCCAGAAGAGCCUGCACAUGUGUGUUUUGGGGAACACUACUAUUCUGGCUGAGUUUGCCAGCGAGGAGGAAAUCAACCGUUUCUUUGCACAAGGGCAGUCAUUGGCCACCCCCUCCUCCAGCUGGCAGACCAUCGGCUCUCCUCAGAGCAGAAUGGAUCAGUCUCACCCCUUUCCCAGCCGCGCCUCUGAACUGAACCAGUGGAACGGCGGCGAUCUACCGAGAUCCUCUCUCUGGGGCGGGCCCAACUAUUCCAGUAGCCUGUGGGGGAGCUCCAGUGGCACCGAAUCAGGGAGGAUCAGCAGCCCCUCUCCAAUCAGCUCCUUCCUACCGGUGGAUCACCUGACGGGGGGCGGCGACUCCAUGUGAACUACCUUUCAGUCAAACAGGCUGGAGGAAGGGUCAGUAGAGUUCAUCAUUCGAAGAAAAUAAAAAAAAAGGUAGUUCUAAAUGCAA